UUUCCGGCACAUUUAGCAAUUGUUAGGUUACGUAUUGUUUGUUUCAUUAGUUCUGUGACUCGGUGGCUUUUUAUCAAUGAAUAAAAAAAUUCAUUUCUUCGAUAAUCCGUUUUGAAAUCCAAAGAAGAAUUUUGGUUCUAUCUAGUGUCUAAAAUCGGAUGCAAGAAAUACGAUACACUAGUAGGACGGCAGCAAGCAUAGAUAACCGUCGAGAAUCGAAUUACUGAACAAAAUGCCAAGAGCACGGAUGUUUUCGCGUUCUGUCUUGAACGCUCGUCCACUCAAUAUGACAUUAAACUUGGAGUGCAUAGAGGAACCCCUUAGUGAAGCUCAACUACAAAUAAAAACAAAGCAGAAAGAGAAUUAUGAUAAAGUUGCAGCUAUGCUAGAAGAAUUGAUUAAAGAACAGGGAGCUAAAUUGAUAUGUCAAAUAGGGGAUACCAGUGGUUAUCAGUAUACAGUACCUUCAACACAGACUUCAGCAGCAGUUCAGAAUAACUCGCAGAUUAAUCCUCAGAUUCUAAAUGUUACUCAACAAAAUAAGAAUUCAACACCAAUUAAAUUGAAUAUUACAAGUAAUUCAAGCGGAGGAAACAUGCCUCAAGGAAACAUUCAGCUAGUAGUUGAUCCACGUAUGGGACAUGUUAUUUUGGGACCUGUUACGCAGACUCAAGUUUCAGGUACAACAACUACAACCACAUCUGCAACUUCGACUGUAACUCCUCAGCCUCAACAAGAGAAUUAUAAAUACACCAGAUCUGGACGUAGGACAAAAGUUCUUCAAGUGCAACAACCUGAUAUUAUAGAAGAAUCAGCACCCACAGUUACUCGCGUGAAAUCAAAAACUGCAUCACCACAUGUAUCAAAUAAAGUUUCUGUCACUCCUCAAAAUGUGACAAAUCUCAGAGUGAAGGCUGUUACUAAGACCACUCCUACAGAACACACUAGUAUAGGUGGAAUAUCCAUCGGCAAUAAAAACACAGCAAUUGAACAAAUUGAUGAAUCUAAAAAGAAUCUACCUGAUGGCAGAGAAUAUACGUUUAACAAAACAACUGGUGGCCGAACUUACCCAUCCUUAGUUGUAAUAGCAAGACCAAAUUUACGUAAUAAAGACACUCCACCGCAAGUUGCACAAAAAGAAAGACAGGCAUUAGAUGCCAAAGUUAAAAAUGUGCUCAUGUUUUCUGCUACAAAAUUCGCUGAAUGGUUGAUACAACAAGGCUUAGUAAAAUCGGAACAAUACUGUUUGCAGCAUAGUUCGAACUAUCAGAGACCUAAACUCAAACUGGGAAUGUAUAGCGAUCAAGGAACAUUUCCCUAUUCCGGUGGCUAUGUAUGGAUAUCUAGUUGUUGUCCCGACAGAUUCGUUUCCGUUUUUUCUGGUUCUAUUUUUCAAGGAGCCCAUUAUACACCCACAGUCUUAUUAAAAUUGAUUUAUCAUUGGGCGUGUCAAACUAACGUGCAAAACGUAGUCUCUUGGGUGAAAGUAUCCAAUAUGUACCUAAAAAACUUUUAUACAAAUCUACGUAGCAUUUGUACAGCGGCAGUGUGGGACAAAAGUCGUAAGAUGGGCGGUAAAAAUUCAGUAAUACAAGUCGGUGUGAUUAGUUUAGGCACGACAUCGCAAGAUGGACAUAUGCGACAGGUGAAAGUCGAAGUUCUCGGCAUUCUAGACCCGUCUACAUUGGAUAUACGAUUACGUGCGUGUGAACCAGUACAGGAAGGGGAGAGAUCAUUUAGAAGACGAUUCAAUAAUAUUCUACAUCCAUUAAAAGACUGGGUCCAUACAGACUCCAAAAUAAUGACCGACUUCACUGUCGAUAAAAGUACGUUGAAUGAAAUGGGCUAUAAUCACGUCUUUCAGUCUUCAUUUUCAGAACAAAGCCCUAGAAAUCUCAUGAGCAAUUUUCAUAUUAUGGAAUAUCUUAGAAAAAUUGUGCCGAGAAUGUUUCAGAACACAUUGAGUUUGCUUAGUAGGCAAAUGAUACAACAGUUCUUAGACGAAUUAAUAUGGAGGGAGAUAUAUGGUGCUACAGCGGAACGCGCAUUUGACAAUCUUAUACGACAUAUCUCGGAGCAAACUAGAAUCGAUUCCAAUGAAUCUCUGCUAGAUCGCUUGACGAAUAUAGCUGCUAAUCCAUUUCAAAAUUGGUCUUAUUCCACGUCAACUGAUACAUCAGUUACAACAUCGAAAGAUUCAACUCCGAUAACUGAUGUAAUAUCUCAGAAACUUCCCGAAACUAUUACAGCAAAAGCACAGCGCAGAGGAAGAAAACGAGGUAUAAUAACUUCAACAGAACAUGAAGCAAAAAGAGCAACAAUUGAUUCUAAAAAUAAUAAAGAAAAAGAAGAUAAAAAUGAAAAAGAUCUGAAAGAUCAAAUUCAACUUCAAGAAUUAUAUUAUGCUACAAUAGAGGGUGAUCAAAAUCUCGUCUUAAAAGAAUUAAGGAUUUCUUUAUAUUUCAAGUGUUUCCUCUGCUCGACUGUAAUGAGAUCUAACACAGAAGUAAUGGAGCAUAUGGUUAGUCAUGUACCACCGCAAGUGCCGGGUCAACCGGAAUUAUCGGUAUGCCGAUAUUGUUGUACUCCGCUAUCGUCUCGGCAUCAAAUGGUUACUCAUGUGUCAGAAACACACAGCAAUUUCGGACAUUCUGAUAGCGUCAUGGUAGUUUGUGCGAUUUGCGAAGAGAAAUUUGGUAAGAGUAAAUCGUUAAUUGAUCAUUUGUCAUUAAUGCAUUAUCCUUCCGAGAUGCCGUAUCAUUGCGAAAAUUGCGGCUAUCGAACAUCCAGUCAUAAGGACAUUAUAGAUCAUUAUUAUAAAGUUCACGAAAAGAGUGAAGGAUUGCAAUGCCCGUAUUGUCUUAAAGUAAUACAUUUUGUGAAUGAAGGCAAGCCGAACGCGUCCAAUGUGUACGCUUACUUAACGCAUAUGCAAAGGCACAUCGUAAGAAGGGAUCAAGGAAAAGGCAACAAAUGUUCAAGAUGCUGUCUCUGGUUCAAUCAAAAGAGUUCCUUAACAUUACAUCAGCGAGAAUUACACGAUCAUGUUUUUAAUUCAAAGGCAGUACCAUAUUCAGCCGGCAACAGUGGCAUAAUGGUCCCAAAAGACGUACUAGAGACGACACGAUUUACUGUAGAUAGUCCUCUACCCGAAUUACCACCGGAUGAAAAAAUACAAAAGUGGGAUACUGGGCCAAUUAUGGUGAAUACUUCUGUCAGAUAUUUGUCCUGCCAGGAAUGUGAAGAAGAUAUUGACGAAGAUGAACAUUAUCCAGGUGAGCAACGAUGUCAACAGUGUCGUUAUGUUACGUGUUGUUGGCGUGCAUUCCAAGAACAUCAACAACAAAUUCAUAAUGAAAGACCGAAGACCAGUCUGAUCGUGCCAUCUCCUUUAGUUAAUAUUCCGCUAGAUAAGAAAUUGCAAUGCUUAUGCGGGUAUACAUCAAUUGAUGGCAACCAAUUAGCGAGACACUUGAUAAAGUGUAAAAAAUUAUCAGCACGUCCCGUUGAUGAAUCGACAUCUGGUAUGCUCAAUAGCUUAGGAUUAGUUCCAAAAACUGCAUCUGAGGUAUGA
Atta colombica is the source of this 3574-nucleotide messenger RNA. RefSeq lists its product as uncharacterized. NCBI's taxonomy places the organism in Eukaryota, Metazoa, Arthropoda, Insecta, Hymenoptera, Formicidae. The transcript is spliced from 19 exons. Gene Ontology annotation, biological process: regulation of transcription by RNA polymerase II. Gene Ontology annotation, cellular component: nucleus. The record is from RefSeq and is a predicted model, not a curated record. The coding region runs from base 233 to 3574 and encodes 1113 amino acids. Gene Ontology annotation, molecular function: DNA-binding transcription factor activity, RNA polymerase II-specific; sequence-specific DNA binding.